AUGAGCACCACUUCAGACAUCUUUCCUCCUCCUCCAACACUGCACCUCUAUCAGAAGGAGUUGUAUGAUCAGGUGCUGUAUAAAGAUAGUAUUAUAUUUCUCCCUACUGGAGCCGGGAAAACCAUUAUUGCUGGUGCAGUGGCUGCUCACAUGAUAUCUACAUUCCCUGAGAAAAAAGUGGUAUUUAUUGUCCAUCGCGUCCCACUGGUUCAACAACAGGCGGAUGCCUUACAACGAGUACUGCAGAAUAAAGUGGAAACCGUUUCGGGUCAUAAAAAGUCUGUGGAAAGUUGGUACAAAUUCACCCGUUCUGGUUCCUCCGCAUUGGUUAUUAUUGACUCUGUGUUUUAUCAUUGGGUUAUGGAGUCUCCGAGAGAAAUUAAGGGAGAAAUCAGUUUAAUUAUAUUUGAUGAGAUACAUAAUGCCUCAGGGGGAUAUUUUCGUUCUUUGUUGGAUGAAAUACAUAGAUGGAAAUCAGGGAAUCUUCCCACAACAUCUGUGAAUGUAGAGGAUGAGGAUUCUCUGGGUAUGCAACUUCCGCAAAUUAUUGGUCUCACCGCUUCUCCAAUUACAUCUUUCACGAAUGAAAAAUCUCUACGUGAACUUCUUGAAGUAUCGCAAUGUCAAAUCGUACGUGUGAAAGAAGCCGUAUCUGAUCUACAACGACAUGUUCCCAAUCCUCUGACACUGGCCUUGGAAUACCGACUUUCACAAGAUGAGGAGAAAUUUCAGAUAUAUCUAUACAAAAUUGCUUCUAUGGUGGUACACGAUCCACAAGUGGUAAAUAAUAAAACUCUAAAAAAGCUAUCAAACUUUCAUGUUGGUACACCAGGAUAUAUGAACAUCUGUGAGCAAUUGAGAUUGGAGAGUUUGAAAGGUCGAGAUGAGUCCUCCUGUUUCUUUACUCGUGGAAUUUUGACUUUUCUCUUAUCUCUCUCACGGGCUCUUAACAUAUUGGAUCAUGCUUCGCUUCAAGAAGCCUACAAAACCGCCAUGAACGCCGAAGUUUUGGGGCUUAUGGAAAAAAGCGCGUUACUGGCAGAAGUACUUCUUCCUUUUCUUGAGGGAAUCAUUGAUCUCAUUAAACCAUUUCAGAAUCCUUCUACAGGUGAUAACAUGAGGGAUAAUAAUAAUAAUAAUAAUAAUAAUAAUAAUAAUAAUAAUAAUAAUAAUAAUAAUAAUAAUAAUAAUAAUCAGAUGCAAUCUUCCGUGUUUAAUAUGUCCUCUCGUAUGCGGUUUCUCCUGCAGAUUCUGGAAUGGUUUGCUGAAAGUAUGAGAGCUAAUGAAGUUUUGGUACGAGGAAUUGUGUUUUGCGAUACUCGGGCUGCAGUAUGUCGUAUUACGAAAGCACUUCAAUCUAAUGAAAAAUUAAAAAAAUACUUUUGUCCGAAAGAAGUUAUUGGUAAAUCAAAGAUACUUUUAGAUGGUGAAAACAUUCACAUGACGGAAGCCGAGCAGAAGCGCAGAUUAAAAGAAUUUAAUGCAGGGGAAGUGAAGUUAAUCAUCGCCACUUCGGUAGUAGAGGAGGGACUAGAUAUCUCCGAAUGCAAUUUUGUUAUUCGCUAUGAUUCUUGUUUAACACUUCGAAGUUUUAUUCAAAGUCGUGGUCGCGCACGAAACCCAAAUGCCGUUUUCAUCGUUAUGGAAAACGCCCAUCAGCGAUUAAAGGUGGCUUCUGUGGUGGAGAAGGCCAUACGAUUGCAGGAGGAACUUGUGGACAAAGUUGAGGCGGAGUGUGAAGCGAAGGAAGAAGACGGCAAAUCAUGGGAACGGUGUCCACAGUGGUGGGUGAAUCGUUUUAUUGCACGCACGAACUCUAAACUUUUAAAAACGGAAACGCAUCAACAAUCCAACGGGCCGUGGUUGUGUAAAUUAAGUUUAACACUCCCCCAAAGUAAUAAAGAAACAGAUAACAGUGAUUCUACCAUUGAAGCAUUUGGAAAAGGAAACCUUGUAAAGGCACGUCAAGCGGCAUACUUGCAGUUGUGUGGGGAAUUGAUUGAUGCUGGAUACUUGAAGGAGGCGGGGGAAGAGGGGAUUAUUCCAAAUACGGUUUCUGCACCUCUGCGCUUUCUCUCAAGUGGUUUGUGUAUUUGCCGCACAGACUCUCUCUCAGCGGAGGAGGUGAGGAAAAACUACGCCCCAAAUGCUGUGAAGGUCACUUCAUACAAUGCAAGUGAUUGGAAUCCGGAUUGUCCAUCAAGACUGUUGUACGCAGAGUUGCGUCGUCGUCGCCUACCAUUAUAUGAAGUCAGCGCAGGUACGAAUAAUAAUAUAAUGAAGAUUACAAUAAAGGUUUACAGACGUGCAGAUAGUGGGGAUUUGGAAUCUCAGUCUUUCUCAGACGAAGGAGAUGAUGCCUUGGAGAAGGCCGCGCUUCAAGCCCUAAAUUACGUCGGUGUUAUUUGCUUGAAGGGAGAGUUUAAAUUAUAA
Molecule: messenger RNA, 2433 nt
Organism: Trypanosoma theileri
Lineage: Eukaryota; Euglenozoa; Kinetoplastea; Trypanosomatida; Trypanosomatidae
Product: putative ATP-dependent DEAD/H RNA helicase
Exons: 1
Coding region: 1-2433 (810 amino acids)
Cellular component (GO): cytoplasm
Molecular function (GO): hydrolase activity; ATP binding; DNA binding
Source: RefSeq, a predicted model, not a curated record